Talaromyces marneffei is the source of this 1455-nucleotide messenger RNA. RefSeq lists its product as uncharacterized. The transcript is spliced from 8 exons. NCBI's taxonomy places the organism in Eukaryota, Fungi, Ascomycota, Eurotiomycetes, Eurotiales, Trichocomaceae. Gene Ontology annotation, molecular function: aldehyde dehydrogenase (NAD+) activity. The record is from RefSeq and is a predicted model, not a curated record. The coding region runs from base 1 to 1455 and encodes 484 amino acids.
AUGGCCUCACAAUUCGAGACAAGACUGUUUAUCAACAAUGAAUAUGUAGACGCAAAAUCAGGCGAAACCCUGGAAAUCCACAACCCUACCGACUGCAGCCUCGUCGCCUCCAACAUCCACGUCGCUGGAGAAGCAGAUGUCGAUGAUGCCGUCGCCGCCGCCGAAAAGGCUUUCAAAGAGGGGCCCUGGAGUCAAUUCACGGGCGCGCAAAGGGCGGAACUACUAAACCGAUUCGCAGAUAUAUUUGAGAAAAACAUCGAUGAGAUCAUCCGUUUGGAGUCAUUGGCGAUGGGUAUCCCUGUGGGUGGUGGGAAGAUGUUUGCACAGGCGAUUCCGGCUUAUUUUCGAUAUUAUGCAGGAUAUGCAGACAAACUAGAAGGAGAUGUGUAUCCACCCGACGAGGGAGUCUAUAAGUUUGUGCAGUACGAACCUCUGGGUGUUGUUGCUUGCAUUGCUGCUUGGAAUACGACGCAUCUCUACUACGCAUGGAAGAUUGCGCCAGCCCUCGCAGCAGGAAACACAGUCAUCUUCAAAACAUCGGAAAAGUCACCCCUGGGAGGCUUAUUUGUCGGCAAACUCUUUACUGAAGCAGGUUUCCCCCCCGGAGUAGUCAACUUUGUCACCGGUGGCGGUGCUACGGGUCAUUUACUCGCUGUUCACCCCAAAAUCCGUAUGAUCUCGUUUACAGGAUCCAUUAACGCGGGCAGAAAAGUGCAGGAAGCCGCGGCAAAGAGUAACCUCAAGAAGGUAUCGUUGGAGUUGGGAGGGAAGAGUCCGGCGAUUGUGUUUGAAGAUGCCGAUUUGAAGAAUGCGGUGCCUAAUCUUGCUCAAGGAUUCCUAUUCAACUCCGCACAGGUUUGUGCCGCCGCAAGCCGCCUCUACGUGCACGAAUCCAUCUCCUCCAAACUCAUCACCGUCCUGAAAGAAAGUUUCGAAUCCAUCUCCCAAGGCCUCGGCUCCUCUCCCCUAGACCCCAACACUUUUAUGGGCCCCGUCGCCGACUCCGUCCAAUUCGAGACUAUAAUGCGAUACAUCGCCGAGGGCAAACAAUCCGCCACACUGAUCACAGGUGGGAAGCAAAAGGGCGACAAGGGUUAUUUCAUUGAACCUACAAUCUUUGUAAACCCAAGUCCCGAUUCGAAGGUGUUGAAGGAGGAGAUUUUUGGUCCCGUGUUGGUUAUUCAGACGUUCAAGACGGAGGAGGAAGUUCUUGGGUUGGCGAAUGAUACUGAAUAUGGAUUAUCCGCGUCUAUAUACACCGAAAACAUCUCGCGCGCAUUACGAGUUGCAUCCAAGAUCGAAAGCGGAACGGUGGGCAUCAACUCAGUAUUCAGACCUGACAAGUCAACGGCCUUUGGAGGGUAUAAGCAGAGCGGGAAUGGCACGCGAGAGUCCGGGAAGUACGGUCUACAUGAUUUCAUGCAGGCUAAGAGCAUUCAUAUUAAGCUAAAAUAA